Molecule: messenger RNA, 1941 nt
Organism: Dentiscutata erythropus
Lineage: Eukaryota; Fungi; Glomeromycota; Glomeromycetes; Diversisporales; Gigasporaceae
Source: the annotation of a GenBank genome assembly
AUGAAGCGCAAAAACACGGACUUAUCUAUUGACACAAAGCAAGUUAAACACCAACGAGUUGAAGAGACCACUCCGUCUCCUGAUUUCUGGCCUCCCUCUCCUAUUGAAUAUGGGGUUAACGAUCCCGUUAACUACUGGCCACCAACCCCUACUACUGAAACUGAGGACCUAAACAAUGUUGUGUUUAAUAUUGAUGAAGACAAACAAGAACUACCAAAAAGUGAUGUUGUUGUACUCAUCACACAACCUCCUCCAGAAACUAUUUCAAAUUAUGUAAGACCAAACGAUAGAAGGUUUCGAUUACAAGAAAAUAAUAUGCUUCCUUCUUUUACUAAUUCAGAAGGAAGAGCUUUUAAAAUUGGUGAUCGAAUAGCUUGUUAUAGGGAUGGUUUGUUAACUGCUGCACGAAUUAUGGACAUUGAUGAACCAUCAAUCCCAAAUGUUGAUCCGGCUUUACAAGAUCGAAUAUUUGUCCAUUUUGAAGGUUGGGGUCCUGAACAAGCUAAAAUGGUGACCCCUCUUGACAUUUUACCUUAUUUUCAAAGUGGUCCGGUCAUAAUUGGUCCUUUAGGAAAGGAUGACUUAAAGUCGUGGCAGGAAUAUAAAUGUUUCUACCAAUCAGAAGAAGGCCGACUAGCACGUGAACACACUGCUAUCGUCUUUGACGAAACGAUGUUAUUACAUGAAUGUCCGUGUAGAUAUCGUGAUAACAAGGUGACUAGUCAUCCUGAGAAUCCGGAUCGUUGUAUUGAAAUAAUGGGAACGUUUGAGAUUAAAAGAAUACGUUCUAGAAUGGCAACAAAAGAGGAACUUGAAAGUUGUCAUACUGGUGAACAUGUUGUUACAUAUUUCUCAUAUAAGAGGAUUCGUAUGCCAAAGAUCGAAGAAAAUUGUGAUGUAAAGGUCAACGAUGAAUCUGUUGCAGAUAUUGUUGAUGUUGAGAAAAAAGGCUCCGUUGAUAAAGUCCAAAAGUUAACAGAAUGGUGUCCACCGGCUCUUAAAGACGUUAUGUCUUGUGGCGAACUAGGCAUCUGCUGUGAUACUACAUAUAAUUCAGCCGGCACUCCAAUUGCGGCGAGAAUGGCUGCAGGGUCUGUGAUCGAAAUUGUUGGCGCUGUUGCGUCCGGGAAAAUUGCCAACGGUUUUGCGAUAGUACGUCCUCCCGGACAUCAUGCUGAGCGGAAUCAAGCCAUGGGUUUUUGUUAUUUCAAUAAUGUUGGCAUUGCAGCAAACAUAAUACUGAAGAACUAUCCAAAUCAAAUUAAGAAAAUACUUAUAGUCGAUUGGGAUAUUCAUCAUGGAAACGGAACACAGGACAUGUUUUAUGACCGUGAUGAUGUACUAUAUUUGUCGUUGCAUCGUUGGGAUAAUGGUAAUUUUUAUCCUUACUCUGGUUCACCCUCCGACCUGGGUUCUGGUGAUGGACUAGGUAAAAAUGUUAACAUUACUUUUUCUUCUGAAGAGGAUAGAUUUGAUGCGAUGGGUGACACAGAGUAUGUCGCCGCAUUCAAACAUAUAGUGAUGCCUAUUGCCAUGCAAUAUAAUCCCGAUCUAGUUAUUGUAUCUGCCGGUUUUGACGCUGCUGAAGGGCACGAUGGUUUUAUCGGCGGUUAUAAAAUUACACCAAGAGGUGGAUAUGCCUUAGAACCAUUAUCAGCAUCUGCUAGCGCCUGCCUAUCAGCCUUACUUGGUCCUGAACUGUCACCUUUAGAGCAAUACCAGUUGAUUGGUGGUUUAAAUUCAGUAAAACCAAAUUCGGCUGCUGUUUCUUCAUUUCAAAAAGUUGUAGCUACGCUAAAACCAUAUUGGAAGUUUUCGGAAGAAGUCAUGCGUGAUGACUUUCGAUUUUCACUACCAAGCGAAUGGCGUGCAAUAAAUAGUUUAUCAACAAGACCAAAACGUGCACCCAAGCCAAAACGCAGAAUGCCUGUUGAAGGAUAA